This is a messenger RNA of Clonostachys solani, 2049 nucleotides long. Lineage: Eukaryota; Fungi; Ascomycota; Sordariomycetes; Hypocreales; Bionectriaceae. The record is from the annotation of a GenBank genome assembly.
AUGCUGAUGAAGGCUCCAUAUUCUACAGCCCUGGUGGGCGAUUCGGGAGAACUACGUUGGACAUCCGUGCGAUUAGAGGACACAUCAUUAGUAUGGAAGAUCGUUGCCUUUUGCAAACCGCAUGUCGGGUUUUUGGAUCCCCGUUUCUUAAGGAAGCAUGUCAAAUAUAUCAGUAGUAUUCGGCUCGACCCCUUCGAAGCGUAUCGCGAUGAUAUCUGGGCGCACCCCCAUCUUUCAUCUUGGAUUGGGGCUGGAAAGUCUUCCAUUCUAUUGCUGCAAGGGAACCAUGAUUCUAGAGACCGGUCUAGGAUAUUCGCUGCUGAGCUCGCUGAUCAUAUCGUGGAGAAACAAAAGCCUGUCGCCUACAUGCUUUACAAGCCAACGUUGCCCGGUAGUUGUCAUCCUCCAUUCCCGAUAGAGGAGGCUGAGGUAUUAAGACACUUAGCGAUCCAAGCGCUGCAGACGGUAGCCGAUUGCGGUUCAAUCCAGGUGCUUGCUGAUCUAGUCGAGUGGUUUAGCCAGGCUAAGACAUGUGCAGAUUGGUUCAGAGUUCUUUGCAAUGUCUUCUAUCUGGUAUCCGAGCUGUACGUUAUUAUUGACCUUGGUAUCCACGCGAGUUCUGCGGAUGCUGCUGAGGCAUGGCCUUCUAGAUUCCACGCCAUAUUAAAAGACGUGGGGGACAUUUCACCAGAGACGAUCAUCCGAGUUAUGAUCAUUUCUUACCAUCCUCUGGAUGCGCCUCAAAUCUCAAUCAAUAGCUCAAAAAUUGCUAUCCUGAAGCCUAGCAUGCACCCAGACCUCAUACGAAACCGCUACUGGAAGGAGGCCAGAAUUCCACCAUCAUUGUGGGAGUCUUAUCAACCUCCUAAACCUCGACUAACUGAAAUGAAAGCUCCAAAAAGUCAUCAUGGGAGUUUGGCCCUGGUUGAUACUCAUCCACCAAAUGGUCCGGCGGAUGGAACUUCAGUUAAGAAUAAUCAUAUCGACAUGAGCAUGGCUGUCUCAGUGGCGAAGGACUGCAUGAGCAAACCAUCACAUGCAGGCGAAUUUACAACUGCCAUCUUCUGUGCACUUCCCAUCGAAGCGGAUGCCGUCCUAUCAGUCUUUGAUGUUCAUUGGAAUGAUCAUGACUAUCCUAAAGCACCAGGCGAUAGCAAUUGCUAUUCCGUCGGGGCGAUUGGACAUCACAACGUUGUUCUCGUGCACAUCUCAGGUAUGGGCAAAAGCAAAGCUGCUACAGCAUCGUCUCAAUGUCGUGUGACCUUCACUGGCAUUAAGCUUUCCUUACUCGUUGGCAUCUGCGGUGGAGUACCAGGUGGACCAGAGAGCGAGGGCGAAAGACUCCUUGGAGACGUGGUGAUAAGCGAAGGUGUGGUUCAGUAUGACUUCAGCCCUAGAUUUUUUGAACAUAAACCCAAUAUCCAGCAAAGCCUGUCAAAACUGGAUGCAGCGGUUGGUGGUUUUCUUACCAAAUUAAAAACGGCCAGAUAUGGCUCGUUACUGUUGGAAAACACACACGACUACUUGAAUGCCUUGCAAUCUCAUUCAGACCAAAAAGCACAGUUGCAAUAUACCUACCCAGGUAUUGAGAAUGACUGUCUAUACCAGCCAUUCUACUUGCAUAAGCAUCAUGAAAAGAGCCAAUGCUCUUGGUGGGAAGAUAGUUGCGGAACACUUGAUGGUGUGUGCAAAGCGGCGAUGAACUCAGAUUGCGACUCGUUAGGGUGUGAGAACCAUCAACUAGUACGGCGACGGAGAACGGAAAAUCAUGAUAAACAGAGCCAAGGACACAACCUUGCCAUCCACAUCGGGAAAUUAGCCUCCGGAGAUACAGUGAUGAAAUCUGCAGAAGAACGUGAUAGGGUUGCCCUCAAAGAAAAGAUCAUCGCGUUUGAAAUGGAGGGCGCAGGGCUUUGGGACCAUGGCCCAUGUAUGAUCAUCAAGAGCAUAUGUGACUAUGCGGACUGUCACAAAUCAAAAAGGUGGCAAUCCUAUGCCGCGGCGACUGCUGCCGCAUGUACAAAAGGCAUCCUAGAGCAGUGGAAUUGA